AUGAAGUCCAAAUGGGGUAUUCCAAGAUUUAUGCCACUCAAAACUUUCAUCAAUCCGUUGAAUGGCUACCUUGUUGAUGACACUUGUGUGUUCAGAGUGGAGGUUUUUGUUGCCAAAAGUUUAGGUCUGGGUGAAUGCUUGACACUAAAAGCGAGUCCGAACUCUGUUUGUCACGAAUGGAAGAUAUCAAACUUCUCUACUUUGGGGAAUGAGUGCUACUCUGAAGAAGUUAAAUCUGUAUCCAAGGGGUGUUGGGCGUAUCUGGGACGAAAACCUUUCGAUUUUCUUUGUUUAGCAGAUUCAGCUGAUGAGACAGUCAAAGCCACUUAUGCCAUUCGGUUAAAAGGGAAAGACGGCAAGAUGCAUCAGCGGACAGGUUCUAAUUGGUUCAAUGGUCCAAAUAAAGGACGGGGUUGGCCCUCCUUGCCGCUGAAAACCGUUCAAAAUUACUUAGUUGGCGAUGUGUGCGUCGUGGAGCCUGAAGUGAAAGUUCUUGGCACAGUAGAGCUUCUAUACCAUGGACAAGGAAAAAGCGCAGAUGCUAAGUUUGUGAACAAGAAUACUGUUCUCGACCUAAAGAGUCUUCACAGGUUCAACUUCACAGCCCAUAAUAGUACAAUCAGAUGUUUUAAACCGUUGUCAGGAAUAACUACGGAGUACACAGAUGUCUCACCUGCACAUUAUGUGUUCAAGAUUAAGUCCUUCUCUCUGUUUUCAGACAACGGCAUGGACAUAUAUGAAACUAAUGACUUUGAAUCUGGAGGCCACAAAUGGAGACUGAUUCUCUAUCCCAAUGGAGACAAGAGCAGAAAUGGAGAAGGUCAUGUGUCUAUAUAUCUGGCAGUUUCCGAGACCAGUCCUUUGAAGGUUGGCUCGGACGUGAAUGCAAUCGUUAGGUUCUUUGUGUUUGAUCAAAUUCGCGACGUAUACUUGGUAAAACAAGGGAGCUCUACGAGGUUUCGCGCAAUGAGGUCCAAGUGGGGAAUUCCAAGAUUUGUGCCUCUAGAAAAUUUCAAGGAUCAGUCGAACGGGUACCUUGUUGAUGACACGUGUGUCUUCGGUGUGGAGGUUUUUGUCAUCAAGAACUCAGGCAUCGGUGAAUGUCUAAGACUAAAAAAGGGUACAUCCUCACAUACACAUGAAUGGAAGAUUCCAAAUUUCUCAAGUUUGGUAGAAGAGUCAUGCUAUUCUAAAAUAUUCAUUGCUGGAGAUCAGGAAUGGAAGGUGCGUCUCUAUCCAAGGGGUGACUGGAGAGAAAGGAACAAAAGCCUUUCGAUAUUUCUUGUUUUGGUGGAUUCAAAGAAACUAGCUCCUCAAGUUAGCGCAAGGUACAGCUUUCGGUUGAGAGGCCAAGAUGGUGCUGUCCAUGAGGGCCCGAAAGGUUCACGAUGGUUCGGUCGUUCAAGCUCUUCAUGGGGGUGGUCUUGUUUUAUGCUGCUAGAACGCGUUCGAGAUUUCCUAGUCAAUGAUGAAUGCGUCGUCGAGGCUGAAGUCACCGUCCUAGGCACUUCUGGCAAACUGACAUGA
Messenger RNA from Rhodamnia argentea, 1527 nucleotides. RefSeq lists its product as uncharacterized. The transcript has 9 exons. Gene Ontology annotation, molecular function: protein binding. Lineage: Eukaryota; Viridiplantae; Streptophyta; Magnoliopsida; Myrtales; Myrtaceae. The record is from RefSeq and is a predicted model, not a curated record. Bases 1 to 1527 code for a protein of 508 amino acids.